Messenger RNA from Trifolium pratense (red clover), 1412 nucleotides. RefSeq names its product GDSL esterase/lipase At4g10955-like. The coding region runs from base 216 to 1244 and encodes 342 amino acids. NCBI's taxonomy places the organism in Eukaryota, Viridiplantae, Streptophyta, Magnoliopsida, Fabales, Fabaceae. The transcript is spliced from 3 exons. The record is from RefSeq and is a predicted model, not a curated record.
AGUACUCCAAUUGGUACCAUUAUAUAAGUAACCAACUUCAAACUUCUGCAUUCAAUUAAACUGAGGAUCACAUUUCCAUUCUUAUUCUCUUGUUUGAAGAUCUCUCCUCUCUCUCUAGAUUAUUUCUUCUACAUUUACUAGGAAAGUAUAUUAUUUACAAUAAAGAUCGAGAUCAGUUCUAGUGUUUGUGAGAAGCAUUAAGAAGGACGGUUGCAAUGACCUCUGAAAGUACUGACAAUUUUUACAGCUCUGGACCCUCACAUCUAACUUAUGUCAAUUGGGAUAAUGAAUAUCAUCGAAAAUCAGUAGCUUCUAGUUUGGUCAAUGGUGUUUAUGUUCUAGAAAAUGACCGCCAAAAACAACGAAAAGGUCCCGAUUCACUAGCAUGUAAAUGGUGGGAAUUCUUCCAUUUUAAGCUGCUUGAUACACUUAUUGAUGAUGUUGAUAGUUCCAUAUUUGGUGCAAUUUAUGAGUUCAAGCCUCAACCAUCAAUGUGCAACAACAAAAGCCCGCGUUAUGUAAUUGCGUUUCGAGGGACUAUAAUUAAACCAGAGUCAUUUUUGCGCGAUAUGGAGUUGGAUCUAAAAAUUCUCAGACAUGGACUUCAUCGAACUUCACGCGCGAAGAUAGCUACCGAAGCUGUAAGAAAGACGGUACUGGAUAGGGUUGGUGGUAAUGGUUCCAAGAUAUGGUUGGCUGGUCAUUCUCUAGGAUCAAGUAUCGCUUUGCAUGCAGGCAAAACAUUGGCUAAAAGUGGAAUUGAAUCUUUUCUUUUCAACCCUCCAUUUCCAUCUGCUCCACUUGAUCAGAUAAUAAACAAUAAGAAAGCGAAACAUGGGAUUCGAUGUGUUGGCAGCACGCUAAAAUUUGGAGUCGGCUUUAUUACUAUGAAUUCGGAUAAGAGAAGAUCGUCCAAUGAUUCAUUUUCUGCUUUGUCUGCUUGGAUUCCAAACUUAUUUGUGAAUCCAUCUGACUGUAUAUGUUCGGGGUAUGUUGGAUACUUCGAACAUAGAAGCGAAAUGGAGAAAUAUGGUGCUGGUAGGAUUGAAAAGAGAGCAACACAAAUCUCAGUUGGUUGUGAAUUCAUGAGAGCUUUAGGGAUGGAAUCUGAACCUCUGCAUCUCAUUCCUUCAGCUAUUUUGAAAGUUAAUUUAACCCCUCAGAAGAAUUGCAUAGAAGCACAAGGAAUUGACCAGUGGUGGAAACCAAACUUACAGUUGAAAUCCGAGCAGCAAACAUACUAGUAGUUCUUCUACGUACUUAUUGUAUAUACUCAAUUGCUGCAUGUAUUGAUUGAGCUACGUUGUUUAUGAUUUUCCAUUUGAAAUUACUUCCAAAGCAAGUAGCAAAUGCUACUAAGCCGUUGUAUGAAGAAAAAAUUGAUUGAGCUACGUUGUUUAUGAUUUUCCACA